AUGCCUUCCAUCGAGCUUCUCACAAAUGUUGCUCUCUCACGCGAACAGAGCAAGGAACUCGCCCUUUCACUCUCCAAGGCGUCAGCGAGGAUCCUUAAAAAGCCCGAGUCUUUCAUUUCAGUUCAAAUCCGCUCUGAUGAGAUCUUGACGUUUGCGGGCACUCACGAUCCAUGCUUUCAAAUGCGCAUAACUUCUCUGGGCAAUCUAAACCCGGCCGAUAAUGUUAAUUUCUCCAAGGCCUUUACUGAUUUUCUCAAGGAGGAGAUUGGUGUCACGAACGAUAGAGGUUAUGUUAUCUUUUACGAUCCGGACUAUGCAAAUCUAGGAUAUAAAGGGACAACUGGUGCUAAAUUAUGGUGCUGA
Paracoccidioides brasiliensis Pb18 is the source of this 363-nucleotide messenger RNA. RefSeq lists its product as uncharacterized. Gene Ontology annotation, molecular function: phenylpyruvate tautomerase activity. The coding region runs from base 1 to 363 and encodes 120 amino acids. The transcript is spliced from 3 exons. The record is from RefSeq and is a predicted model, not a curated record.